Monoraphidium neglectum is the source of this 609-nucleotide messenger RNA. RefSeq lists its product as hypothetical. The record is from RefSeq and is a predicted model, not a curated record. NCBI's taxonomy places the organism in Eukaryota, Viridiplantae, Chlorophyta, Chlorophyceae, Sphaeropleales, Selenastraceae. The coding region runs from base 1 to 609 and encodes 202 amino acids. The transcript has 6 exons.
AUGGCUAGGAGCGCCGCCACGCAGGUGAACAUCUCGUUUUGGACGCGGGCAGCCUGCGGCCGGCCCCUCGCCGUGCGCCCGCUGGCGCAGCAGGGCGGCAGGACGCGCCUCAUGUCCGCGGUGUUCGGCGCGGGCGCCUCCCCCGCCGUGCGCAGCGGCGCCGCCGCCCUCCGCCGCCUCGCCGCGCCCGCGGGCCGCCCGCUCGGCGUGCGCGCCUACGCUGUUGCGGCCGCGGAGCCGGCGGCGGGCAAGCAGGUUGAGAUAGUGAAGGAGGCGCACGGCUUCGAAUUGGUGCGCCACCAGUUUGUGCGCGAGUACGAUUCGAACGUCUGCCUGUACCGCCACAAGAAGACGGGCCUGCGGUGGUGGCGGCAGCAGUUGAAGGCGGGCGCGGCGCGGGCGCGGCGCGCGGCCCACGACGCGACAGCGACGAGGCAUUGGGAGCAGGAGCAACGGCGGCACGCGCCGACGCCGCGGUGGCAGCAGCUGCCAGGACGCGGGUGCGCUGAGCUCAUCAGUGUGCUGAACAGUGACGAGAACAAGACCUUUGGCGCUGUCUUCAGGACACCCGUCGGCGACUCAACAGGCAUCCCGCACAUCCUGCCCUGA